AUGGCUCUCGCUACCGCCACCGAGGUUAAGCUGUUCAACCGCUGGACUUUCGAUGAUGUCACCGUCUCCGACAUGUCGCUGACGGACUACAUCGCCGUGAAGCAGAAGCCCAAGUACUACACAUUCCUGCCCCACACGGCCGGCCGUUAUGCCCAGAAGCGUUUCAGGAAGGCUCAGUGCCCCAUCGUUGAGCGCAUGACCAACUCGCUCAUGAUGCACGGAAGGAACAACGGCAAGAAGCUCCUCGCCGUCAAGAUCAUGAAGCACGCCUUCGAGAUCAUCCACCUCCUCACCGACGCCAACCCGCUCCAGAUCCUCGUUGACGCCAUCAUCAACUCUGGCCCCCGCGAAGAUUCCACCCGUAUCGGUUCCGCUGGUACCGUGAGGAGGCAGGCCGUCGAUGUGUCGCCUCUCCGCCGUGUCAACUUGGCCAUCUACCUCCUGACCACUGGCGCUCGCGAGGCUGCCUUCAGGAACAUCAAGACCAUUGCUGAGUGCCUGGCUGAUGAGCUCAUCAACGCCGCCAAGGGUUCGUCCAACUCGUAUGCCAUCAAGAAGAAGGACGAGCUCGAGCGUGUCGCCAAGUCCAACCGUUAA
This is a messenger RNA of Acanthamoeba castellanii str. Neff, 597 nucleotides long. Its product is annotated as ribosomal protein S7p/S5e, putative. The record is from RefSeq and is a predicted model, not a curated record. The coding region runs from base 1 to 597 and encodes 198 amino acids. Gene Ontology annotation, biological process: translation; ribosomal small subunit assembly. The transcript is spliced from 3 exons. NCBI's taxonomy places the organism in Eukaryota, Discosea, Longamoebia, Acanthamoebidae. Gene Ontology annotation, molecular function: rRNA binding; mRNA binding; structural constituent of ribosome. Gene Ontology annotation, cellular component: cytosolic small ribosomal subunit; ribosome.